Pipra filicauda (Wire-tailed manakin) is the source of this 4248-nucleotide messenger RNA. RefSeq names its product somatomedin-B and thrombospondin type-1 domain-containing protein-like. The record is from RefSeq and is a predicted model, not a curated record. NCBI's taxonomy places the organism in Eukaryota, Metazoa, Chordata, Aves, Passeriformes, Pipridae. The coding region runs from base 2703 to 3491 and encodes 262 amino acids. The transcript has 5 exons.
GGUGGCAGCCAGCUCUCCUGUGGCCCUCAUAUAGCUGUAGAAAUCAGCUCCAAGAAAUCAGAUCACUUGGUUGGCUACUCUCCUUCUAUGCUUUUACAGGCUUGGCUGUGACAGUGGAAAGUAAAAUCAGACACUCUAAACCAGAACCUUUUUUUUUUUCCUUUUGUCCUGCAUAAUGAUAGUUCUUUUUGUUUCCUUAUUGCUGGAAUACACAGAAUUCAAAUCCUGCAUGAGUGCAAGGAGCUGUACAAACACAGAGCAAAGAAAAUACUGCCAUCCUGACACCUUUGCUAUCAGGUGAAGAGACAUGGAGGUUAAGGGGCUAACACUUGGGAUUAGGGUAAAUCCUAUUUAAAAACUUGGUAAAUCCUAUCUAGGCUUCAAAAUAAUAUUUUUUUUAUUAUGAGGUGAAAGUUAUGGCAAAAUGAAGUUUAGGACGGAGCUGGUAAUGGACAGCAUUCCCCAUUCCACAGAUCAGCCUGUAGUGCAGGCAAGGACACGGAUUAGCUACCCAGAAUAAAAGUGAGAGUAAGCUCCCCUUUGUCCCUUGGAAGGGCCUUUCCAUCUGUGACAUCUCCUGCCCCUCAGAGUUAAUGAAGGGAGCAGGAGGCCUCUGGGAACUGGGUCAGUGGCAGCUCCAGCACAGGGCAGCUUAAUUAAGGAAGGAAAGUGAGUGAGGGGGCAGGAGCCUGGCGUGGCCAGCCAGGAGAGCAGCUGGGUUUGGGUAAGCUGAUGAAGCUGCAUUUCCACCUGCCCUAGUGAGCUGCCUCGUGGUGUUCCCCAUAGGAUGGAAGACACAAUCUCCGCUGCCAAGGACAGCCCUGCAAGCUGUUCUGCUCCUGACCUCUCCCUGUGCAAUGGACUAGCCACAUUUCCUUUCUAUUAAAGCACAUUUGCUUGGCUCCAAUACUCCUCACAGGGCCAACAGACACACUUUUAGACUCAGCAGUUGUCUUGCAAGAAAUCUCUUCCUGGGCUGAUGUGGUCCAGCAUGGCUUGGGCCAUGUUUCCUUGUCUUCUUUGACAUUCCCUGGCAGGCUCUAAAGAUGGUAAAAAAACCCCAAAUCCUAAGAAAUCCUUAGGGCUAUGUCAAACCAGAACAAGGGAGAACUGCUUUCACUGCAGGAAUGUGAGAUGAGAAACAAAGUUUGCUCCCAAGAAUUUGGCUGGGGGAUUGAAUAUAAACCCUACUGAGAUGCCUGGACCCAGAUGCAACUUUCCUAACAGCACAGGGUCAGUCAAAAUUGCAGUCUUUGUGUGGCCUCAUUGCUUUCAGAAGCUAAUUUUUAUUCAGGCAGUUCUGUGUGUCUCAGAACAGUGGGAAGGUGUUCCUCCUACCUCACCAAAUGUUGGCAGGGGGAUGGGGAGCAUGGAAGCAGGAGUGCUGGUCCUGGGAACUGUGCUCUGUUGCUGCCCCACAGGGAAUUGCACAAGAGCCACACAGGCCUCUGGUUUGUGUUAACUAAUUAGCUGAGUAAUGCAAUCUCCUUUUGAAUGUCCUUCCUGUUCUAGAUCAAGAAUGAGACAUUCACUGGUUAAAUGACUUACCUGAGGUCACAUGGGGAGUGACUCACUGGCAGAGACAGGAAUUAACUCCUGGUAUCGUUUAAUUCCUACUUCCUAGACCCCAUGGCCUCUAAUUUCCAGUGCUCUUCUCUUUCCUCUCCUGGCCUUUUUGCCUCUUUCCCACUGCAGGAUUUGUCACACGUGCAAUUUCCAAGGUGACAGUAUCUGACCACUGCCAAGAAAACGAGACAUCUGUCCUUUGCUGCAGACAUCUACUGAUAUACAAAGAAGCUGAAGUUCCUUUUAUUUCUUAUCUUUUUGGAGCAUUUUACCAUGUUCUGCCCGAGCUGGCACAGUGCCACAUCUCCUCUGCAUACAAGCCUCCAGCACUGCACAUGCUGAAGGUGUUAGCCUGUCUUCUAAUGUUAUUUUCUGUUUCUCCAGAAGCAUCUUUGCUGCAGUCUCCCUGAAGUGGGAACAUUCUGCCCAUACCCACUGUUAGUACAACAGCAUAAUCACUUGCAAAAAAUCAGUGGGUGGGUUUUAUAAAUCCCAGUUCAGUGUUUAGCAAGGUAUAACAUCUGUUGUGAUCAAUAUUUAAGAGUAAGCCUCUUUGAUAAAAAGUUACAGUAAAGCCUUUUGCUUCCUACUGAAUAGCUAAAUAAUUCACAGGAGUGGUUGUAAUCACUUUGAGCUUCUUACGUUUCAAAGUAAGCAGAAAAUUCAGAGUAAUUCUGUAGAGAGGCAGAAUAGCCAGCUGGAUCGUGUUCCUCAGGAGCUGCUGUACUGGGAAUGAAGUACUUUCAGGUUUUUAAUGGCUGCUGAGGUAUGCUGGAGUCAAAUCAGGCAAAAAAUUGUCUCUUUUAUCAUCCGUUUUUGGUGAUAAUCUUUAUGAUACUCUGGCGGGUAAGUGCCAGCAGUCAGUGCAGAAAUGAUACCUGCGGUUUGAAAAGUCUGCAGGAGUGGGACUGUCGGGUGCGGCGGGAGAGGAGGGUGUUGGUGUGAGCAGCACCUGCUGCCACAGGGCUGCGGCUCAGGGCUGGGCACGGGACAGCGGCACGGGGGGCUCUGCCCGGGCCGGCACUCGCUGAUCCCGGGGGAGCGGCCGCCGCAGGACUCGCCCCGGCCCCGCCCGGCCCGGCCCGGCCCCUCCGCCGCAGCUCCCGCCGGUGUGGGAGCGCGGGCGGUGCGGGACAAUGGCCCGCAGCCCCCGCUGGAUCCCGCUGCUGCUGCUGCUGCUGCUGCCGCCGGCCCUGCCCGCCGGGUGUGCGGCCCGCGGGCUCUGCUGCCCCGGCCGCGACCCCGCCUGCCUGAGCACCGGCCGGCGGCCCGACGGCUCCACCGGGCCCUGCUACUGCGACCAGGCGUGUGUCCGCACCCUCGACUGCUGCCACGACUAUGCCGAGACCUGCCCGGUUAUCCCCUGUGUGGUAUCUCAGUGGAGCCCCUGGAGUGGCUGUGCAGAGCCUUGCAAGACAACGUAUCGGGUCCGGACGAGGCACAUUGUCCAGGAGCCCAGGAACGGGGCAGAGGCAUGUCCUGCUCUGGAGGAGAGGGCUGGCUGUGUGGAGUACUGGACUCAGCAAGGAACAGAGUGCAAACAGUCCCUGAUCCCAGCAUUAAUAACUACGGGAGGGUUUGGAAAAGCGAGGAAGAAAAGAUCUGCAGCUGAUGGCAAGGAAAGAGCAGGGUACUGUGUUGAGUUCCAGCUGGUGGCCAUCACGCCGGGCUGCCUGCACAGCCACCACUCGUACACCCGCUGGAUGCGCUACCUCAGGGAGGGCCACACGGUCUGUGUGGAGUGUCAGCACCCGGCCCUGGACUCCAGAAGUCAGCAUUGCUCCGGGGAUGGCACCGGGAGCAGAAAGAAUCAGCUGUUGCACUGGCAGGCGGUGGGGAACCCUCGAUGCAAGGGAACCUGGAGGAGAAUUCGCCAGCUGGACACUUGCUCCUGCCCUUCUGUUCACAGCUUCUUGUUCAUCUGACUUCCCCAGGCAGCCCCAGUGCACCGGGGCUGUGGUGCCUCCUCUGGCAGCAGCGGGAGCCCUGGGCAAAGCAGCGACUGCUCCGUGUCAGAGGGGGCACCCGGAGUCCUCUGUCUGUCUGUGCUCCUCGAUUUCCAAAGAAAUCAGGCUGGCUGGGAAGUGCCAGUCUCUUUCUUCCCUGAGAGAGACAUGUCUGACCCUGAUGACUUCUUGCAAAUCCCUCCUUUCUUGAGAGGAUAGAGAAUUUACCAAAUAACAAAUACGACAAUAAAGGCCAUAAGAACCCAGGUUUAAUUAUUCUUUUUCUAAAGUCUCAACGAAGAAUCAACAAUACAAAGUAAAUUAAUUCAAGUGCCUCCUUUUCAUGGCAAUAGCACUUUGUGGAUGCUUCCUGCUUGUGCUUGUGUAUCUUUUCCUUCUGUUUUCACCCUCCCUGGUCUCAUCAUUUCAUACUGACCCUCAUUCUUACAGAGGGUUGAUCUUGCACUGCUGAGUUAAUGUCAGAACUUAGAAAUGAGUCUGCUCAAAUCUGUGAGAAUAGCAGAUAUCAGGGACAAAUUGGCCCUUGGACUUAAGGUUUCCAGGAGCAUCUCUUGAGUUGCCCCAAAAUGCAGUGCAGUCCUGGGGCUCUAAAUAGGAAGGACUGACUAUAGCCUUGUGGUUUUGACUGGGAAAUAUUUGAAAUAUUUUCCUUAAAAUCUGCUGAUUUCUAUUCAUACUUUUCUAUAAAUGAAAAUAAAGGAGACUGAAGAUAUUA